This is a messenger RNA of Lachancea meyersii CBS 8951, 816 nucleotides long. The record is from the annotation of a GenBank genome assembly. Lineage: Eukaryota; Fungi; Ascomycota; Saccharomycetes; Saccharomycetales; Saccharomycetaceae.
AUGCUGUUCGUCGUAUUAAAGAAAACGCAUAACACCGUAAGACAGCAGAGAUUAGAGCUAUGUCGCAAGGUCAUGGCAGAAAAGCCAGGAACGAGCUUAGCCAAAUGGGACGUGAUCGCGUCAGAGAUGAACGAGUUUUUAGACAAGCAAGGACUGUGGCACUCUCCGUGGUUUUUCUACGAUGGUGCCACAUUAUUCAGACGCUUCAGAAUGCUGGUUUACUUACCUCUGAAGAAUGGAAAGUUCGAUAGUGACGCAGAAACCGCGUUGCUUGGCGAAGCUGCGCAGACAUAUGAAAGAUCUAUAUUUGACUCCGAUAAGAAGGACGAAAAGAAUGAUCACGCCAGAAGUAUGCCAUAUGAAAAGAAGCUACCGGUGGAGAUACACAACUCCAAAGCUAGGUGGAUUCUUGCGGCUUACACGACGAGAUAUUUGCUCAUUGGACCUUUUUUGAUACUGGCUUAUGGAUGGUAUUUUGGAUGGUAUCCGACUACGGCUUUUGGGAUUGUUUGUUCUGGUAUUGUGGCUGCUUCAUAUCGGGAUAGAAAAGAUGUAAGAUCUCUAACGAGCUCGCUAAAGUUCAUGAAGAUCGUCCACGAGUUUGAGCCUUGGGAGAAUCAUUCAAGGUGGGAAGAAAUUGCCAGGAUUAUGAAUGCAUAUUUUUCGCGCAAACCACUUGAUUUCGCCUUUGAUGGAGGCGAGUGUCGUCAAAUAUUCGAGCAAAAAUUGUCAUCGAUUAUUGCCGAUCGUGGAACGAGAAUGCCGGAACUGAUUCCUUAUGCGCGUGAAUUGAAAGAAGCUUGCGGAUGGUUUUGA